AUGGUGAAUUAUACCAACAAACUGAGGCAUGAGGAGGUGGACCAAGCAGUAGAGAUGACUGUGCUGGGCAUCACUGUUGCGAACAAGGACAUGUACCUAAAAUUAACCCUCAUCCAGAAUGUCACGGAGAUUAGCUGUGCCAUCUUGGAGACCAGAGACUCCCAGGAGUUCGAAUUCUCUUACAAACAGGAGCUCCUUGGCUACAUGCUGUCUCAUGAGCUACCUGCAUGGCACCCUGAAUGCUGGGUCCACUCUGAGCUCGGCAGAGAUGCUGACAUAUUGUGGGCUGUAACUGGAAGGAAUGGCUUCUGUCUGGACUUCAUUAAAAAGGAACCACUGGAUUCCCUGGCAUCUCCAGUUCGCUACAAGGCAGUUCUUGCCAUUGAACAUCUGAGCAAACUCAAACCAUCUUUGACCUUGGAGGAAAACCGUGAACUCCUUGAUCAGUGUUUCAAAAGUUUAAUUCCGCUUCCUCCCUUGGAGAAGAUGAUAGAGGAAGGCGAGACAGCAAAGGAUGCUCUGCAUAUACAGUCACUGUACGUGAGGUCUUUGGAAGUCCUUGGCAAGCUAAUGAAGACUUUGCUGGAGGAAGAACCAACCGCAGACUGGUUCCAGGAAAUGUUUGAAGUGAAUGAGGCUGCAGAUAAGACCUGUGACCCAUGA
Molecule: messenger RNA, 663 nt
Organism: Malaclemys terrapin pileata
Lineage: Eukaryota; Metazoa; Chordata; Testudines; Emydidae
Product: maestro heat-like repeat-containing protein family member 2B
Exons: 8
Coding region: 1-663 (220 amino acids)
Cellular component (GO): cytoplasm
Source: RefSeq, a predicted model, not a curated record